Ipomoea nil (Japanese morning glory) is the source of this 3223-nucleotide messenger RNA. RefSeq lists its product as uncharacterized. Gene Ontology annotation, molecular function: myosin II binding; syntaxin binding; GTPase activator activity. Lineage: Eukaryota; Viridiplantae; Streptophyta; Magnoliopsida; Solanales; Convolvulaceae. Bases 136 to 2985 code for a protein of 949 amino acids. Gene Ontology annotation, biological process: regulation of exocytosis. Gene Ontology annotation, cellular component: plasma membrane; cytoplasm. The transcript is spliced from 22 exons. The record is from RefSeq and is a predicted model, not a curated record.
CUAGCUUGUUACUCACAACAUUUGUAAGUAAAUUGAUUUCUAAAAGAGACUCGUAGAGAAGGCUUCUUUCUUUCACUAAGAAGAUGAAUUGAGGGUGAUUAGCAUUUGACUGAAUUGGAAAGGAUCCAUGAAAUUAUGCAAUCCUCCAAGAACAAACACGUAGAGAAGGCUUCUUCCAAGAAGUCUGUAGGGAAUUUAAAUGUAAACCCCCGUUUAGCAUAUCAUUAUGGAGUUCCACCGGGAGCUCUUCUGUUGGCUUAUGACUCCAUUCAGAAAAUUCUUGCCCUUUCAACCAAAGAUGGCAGGAUCAAAUUGUUUGGAAAAGAUGGUGCCCAAGCUCUACUGGAAUCUCCUAACAUAGUACCAAGCAAAUUCUUGCAGUUUAUGGAAAACCAAGGCUUUCUCAUUAAGAUAAAUGUUGAUAACCACAUUGAGGUUUGGAAUGUAGACCAGAAGUCUUUGUCAAAUAUUCAUGAGUUUAAGAGGGAUAUCACCUCUUUUAAAAUUAUUCAACAUACACCAUAUAUGUAUAUUGGAGAUUCUCUAGGUUAUGUUUGGGUUUUGGAGUUUGAAAAAGAACUGUGCAAUGUAGUGAGGAUGAAAUAUCGUAUACCUUUUUCAGAAUCCCAUGGGAAUUCAAAUAAAGUUGGGGACAUUGGCAUAGUUGAAAUCCUGCCUCAACCUACAGCAGAAACUAAGAGGGUUCUGAUUAUUUUUCGAGAUGGUGUCAUUAUAUUGUGGGCAGUUCAAGAAAGCAAAGCCAUCUUUAAAAUUGAAGAAAAUGCACUGCAAUCAGUAUAUCAUGAUGCUAAAAAAGCAACAUCAGCUUGUUGGGCUUGCCCUAAUGGAACUAAAUUAGUUGUUGGAUACAGCAAUGGAGAUAUAAUUAUCUGGACCAUUCCAGCUGCUUUGAAUUUGAAAAGUGAACAAGAAUCUUUCAAAGAGUCUUCUUUUACCCCUCCAAAUGCUCAUCGUAAACUGAAUAUUGGAUAUAAAUCAAUGAAUAUCCCUAUAGCCAAGUUAAGAUGGGCUUAUGCAGAUGGGAAAGCAAGUCGAGUGUAUGUUACAGGCUUCUCUGAUAAUGAGCACUUAUCACAAGUAGUUUUACUGAAUGAGGAUAAUGAAUCACCCACAAUUUUGUUGGGACUUCGUCCACCUGAGUAUUGUCUUGAUAUGGAGAUUAUUUCAAGCUUUAAAGCACCAAGCAAGCAGAAAUACGAUGCAUUCCUUUUGCUUGGGAAGUCGGGUGUUGUUUAUGCAUAUGAUGAUAGUUCAGUAGAAAGGUACCUGUUGAAAUUCCGGACCAAGUCCCCACCUUCACCCCCAAAGGAAAUAUGGGCGAAGUUGCCAUUUGUUGAUUCUAGCAUCACCGUUGCAAAACUCAUAACAGAUAACCCAUACAUGUCACAUUCAGGGAAUCAGGAUUGUAAUCCCCUGACCAAAGAUAUAUUUCCUCUUUUUCCUUUUAAGAGGAAGGACGAAGGUGGAACUAGUUCUAACUCAGCGUGUUCGGUCAAGUGUUCAAAGGCUAAGAACUUGUACAUAACAGGGCAUAGUAAUGGAGCCAUAAAUUUUUGGGAUGUAUCAUGCCCACUCUUGCUUCCAAUUGUAUCACUCACUCAACAGAGCGAAGACAACUUUGUUUUAAGUGGUGUGCCAGUGACAGCAUUGUGCCUUGUCCACAACUUAGAUAUCCUUAUUUCCGGUGAUCAAAGUGGAAUGAUUCGUAUUUAUAAAUAUAUAUCCAAGGCCUUUGCCCCAGAUGCAAAGAGCGGUAGCAAUCAAAUUAUCAAAAGUCUUAAGCUUGUGAAGGUUAAAGGAGCUGUAGUUUCUAUUACUGUGAACCCAAAUGGAAAAAGUUUUUGUGUUGGAUCUGUUGGAUACGUCUCACUAAUUGAUUUUGAGGGCCUGAGCUUAAGGUAUGAAAGGAGCAUAGGAAAUAAACACUGCACAUGCCCAGAUAUCAUCUCUUCACAGUUUGAGAAGAAUGUUCUAGUGGUGGCUACAAGAGAUUCAUCAGUGUUGGCUCUUGAUGGUGAGACGGGGAACAUAUUAAGCCCUAGUAUAGUUCAUCCUACGAAGACCUCCCGAGCUCUAUUUAUGCAGAUUAUUGGUGCACAGGAAAAGUCCAGUAGUGGAUCUAGCAUUUCAGAUUGCAAGAACACAGAUAAGGGGAAUUCUGAUGCCUCAAGGCUACCACUAGUAUUACUCUGUUCUGAAAAAGCUGUUUAUGUGUAUUCCUUGGAGCAUGUAGUUCAGGGAGAUAAAAAAGUGCUCUACGAAACGAAGUUCGAUUCCUCUUCUUGCUGCUGCUGGGCUUCCACUUUUGAUGGUCCUCAGGCUCGUCUCAUUCUUCUCUUUUCAAAUGGAAAAGUUGAAAUAAGAUCCCUUCCAGAGCUAUCCGUUCUAAAAGAAACUUCAGUAAGAGGGCUCACAUUAUCAACUCCAAAACAAAACUCAAUUUCCGACACUUCCAUAUGCUCUUCGCAAAGUGGUGACCUCAUAGUGGCGGACAAGGAUCAGGAAAUGUUUUUCAUCUCAGUUUCAGUCCGGGAUUCCUACAGGUCUCUGAAACUUGCAUCCCAAGUUUUCGAUACAGAGAUAAAGGAUGGAAAGGGGCCUAUUUCAGCACCCGUCAUCCAUACAAAAAAGAAAAAGGGUGCAUUUGGCUCUUUCUUCAAAGGACACAAAGCAAAGAAUCUAGCAACUGAAGAUCCACAAGAAAUUAUUGAAGAGUUGUCAACAAUCUUUUCAGUUCCCAAUUUUCCUUGGGACACAGAGUUUGAAGAUGAGAACUUGGGUAAAGCUAAAGGAAAUUCGAUGUUUGCUGCACUAAAACAGAAGCUGGGGAAUUUCUUUAAAGCGAUGAGAGGGAACUUUAAUUGCAUGAAGGUCAAAAAUGAUGAAGAUCAAGUUAAUGAAGCAGUGCAGGACACAAAGGCUGCUGCUGUUGAACGAAUAAAGGAAAAAUAUGGACGCCUCUAGUGGAAUCAGUGGUAAAACAGAUGAGUUGCCGGAGAAUGCCAAAGAGUUUGAAGGCAGUGGUGAAGAAGGUACAUUCGUCUCCGGCCAGGAAACGAAGGGACCUAGCCGGAGGCGAAGACUUCUUCGUCUCCGGCGUGGUUUUUUUUAAUUUAAAUAUUUAUUUUAUUUAAAAUUAUUUUAAAAAAUUACUUUUAAAUUCGGUAAUCGUCACGUCACCAUAUUUUCAGGUUAACAUGUC